Molecule: messenger RNA, 842 nt
Organism: Zea mays
Lineage: Eukaryota; Viridiplantae; Streptophyta; Magnoliopsida; Poales; Poaceae
Product: early nodulin-like protein 3
Cellular component (GO): plasma membrane
Molecular function (GO): electron transfer activity
Source: RefSeq, marked validated
AUACCAUCCCUCGACCGGCCACCUCUUCCCAAUUGCAUCGCAUCCCCAGGACUUGCCGGCCGGUCCAGAGACGGCGAUAAUGGGGGCUUCUGAGGUGUGGUCACCGGUGCCGGCCUGGCUGGCGAUCGCCGUCGGCUUGGCGGCCGUGGUUUCCUCGUCGGAGGCUCACGUCUUCUACGCCGGUGGCCGCGACGGCUGGGUCCUUGACCCCACCGAGAGCUACAACCAUUGGGCCGGGCGCAGCCGGUUCCAAGUGAACGACACCAUCGUGUUCACGCACGAGGAGGGCGUCGACUCUGUGCUGCUGGUGACGGAGCAGGACUUCGACACGUGCAACACGCGCAACCCGGUCCGGCGGCUCCAGGCCGUCGGCAGCAGCGGCAGUUCGGAGCGUUCGGUGUUCAAGCUCGACCGGUCCGGCCCGUUCUUCUUCAUCAGCAGCGACGAGGAACGGUGCCAAAAGGGCCAGAAGCUGUACAUAAUCGUGAUGGCGGUUCGCCGGUCGACGACGCCGGCGGCACCGGCACCCGACGCGGCGUUCCCGCCGGCGGCUUCACCGGUACCCGAUUCGGCGUUCCCGCCGGCGCCUUCACCGGUGUGGGCCUCGGCGCCCGACAACGCGCACGCUCCACCACCGACGGCGGGUGCGUCACGUUUGGACGACGGAGCGAUCAUCGGCUCUGUGCUUGGGGUUAUAGGAGCUUUGGUGCUCUGUACCGUGUACUAGAUCAGAAAUCAAGACUCCAAGGGGCGUUCCGUCUGUGUGGUUUUCACCGUCUCUUUUGCUAAUCAUGUUUCUUAAAAUCAUGAUUUUACAAUACAAUAGUAUAAUACAGUAGUUU